UCAAAACAAAGGCCACUGGAAGUCGAGAAGCCCUACCUCAACUCUAACCCAUCGUCGAUACGCACCCCGUGGGGAUGUCGGAUGAUGGAUCCCUUAAGCGUGAUAGCCAGCGUUGCCGGAAUCGCGACAGCCACCUUUCAAAUUAUUGGUUUUCUAAGCACGAUUAAAGGAGGGGGAAAAGAGCGUCUCUCGCUACUCAAUGAAUUGACCCAUCUCUGGCUCGCUGUUAUCGCUGUCCAGGCCCGGUUUGCCCCGGAUGGUGACAGUCCUGACAAGAAGCCUUUUCUUGCGCAACUGCGCCCGUUCGAAUUCGACGGGAUAAUUAGCGAUAUCGAAACUGUAGUCGAGCACUUGGAAAGCAAACUAAAAUCGCGAUCAUCGUAUGGGAAAGUACGCCGGACCCUAGUGUGGCCGCUGGAUAAGCAAGAAGUCACCCAGGCCAUUGAGCGGAUUCAUCGGCUGCAGCAGACAUUGCAACUUGCUCUGUCCCAAUCCACCCAGGCCUUGGCUCAGGAGAUCUAUCAUGACGGGCAGUUUACGAGAAGUGUCAUCAGUGAGGCACAAAGGAAGGACAUAAUCGAAUGGCUAUCUCCUUUAAACUUCAUGGCAAAGCAGCGUAUGAUAUUUGCGGAACAUCACAAGGGGACCUGUAGGUGGUUUCUCGAACGCAAAGACUACUUAGCAUGGAAAGCCGAGGACAAUGCUAUGUUGUUUUGUGCCGGAAUACCCGGCGCCGGAAAGACGGUCUUAUCGUCAAUUGUGGCCCAUGAACUGGACGGCGAAUGUGAUGUUGGCAAAGCGGCAACCCUAAUGCUCUACUGUAAAUGGGACGACGCACUGUCACAAUCCAUCGACACACUCAUGGGAAGCCUGGUCAAGCAAGUCAUACAGAAAUAUGGCAUCGGUCCUCAAGAAUCGAUCGAGAUAUACUCCAAACACAGCGGUGCAGGAACGAAGCCGGACCGAGAAGAAAUCCUUUUGGUGCUCACAGCUGAGCUAAGUCGGUUCUCAAAGACGUUCAUCAUCGUAGAUGGCCUGGACGAACUCCGCCAGGAGAAGACUCGAAUCGAGUUGCUCGGGAUCCUGACUUCGAUAAAUGCUACGGUCAACGUGAUGAUAACAUCGCGGGGCCUAGACAACAUUGUCCGGCACUUUCACCGCAAUAUCAUCCAUCGCUAUUGCAGUCAAUGUCUAGCUCCGUGCCCUCGACACCACUUUCACUGCCCAGAUUGCAGGUCCUUAAGCUCAGACCCAGUCGACUUCAACCUCUGCCAUCACAGAGGCCAUGUUCUUCGUAAGCAGUUCAGCAAUCUGAAGACCUAUGUGCAUUGGCGCGUUGCAUCGUCAGAAUUUCUUUGUCACAUCGUUGAUACGGUAGUCAUGUCAAAUGAUGGAAUGUUUCUUCUAGCCAAAUUCAACAUGGAUACUCUCACCUCCAAGCUGCGCCCGGCGGAGGUCAUGAAAGCAUUGGAUAGUUUGCCAAAAGAACUUGAUGGAACUUACACAGACGCCAUGCUGAGAAUCGCGGAUCUUCCGUCUAGUCACAGAGAGGUAGUGAUGGAAUUACUUCGGCGAGAAAUCGAGCAUGCUAUUGCCGUGGCAGAUGGAGACCGCGAUAUCGACUGCGACAAUAUCAUUCUUGUGUUCGAUGAGACCGAGAACUUCUUCAGCCCAACAAAGUUGGCUUCUACAUGCUUGACUUAUCUGUUAUUCGAUGUGUUUCAGUCCGGCGCCUGCUCGGGCUCAUCCGAAUCCGCUGAAUUUGAUGGGCGCAUUGAAAAGUACCCGUUCCUCAAUUAUGCUGCGAAAUUUUGGGGCAAACACCUUCUCCAAGCACCGCAUGGGAACCUCUAUGACCGAGCUUGGCAGAUUCUACAAGACCCCAAUUACCUAGCAGCAUCGACACAGGCCUUAUGGUACCUGGACGACGAGGACUCGGCCAGUUGGGCCGGAAAGAACGGAAGCUCAGCACUCCAUCUGGCUACGCAUUUUGGCCUCAACAAAUUGGUUACGGAAAUUCUUGCUAAGGAUGUCGAUCCAAACAUCAAAGACAUGAAUGGGACUGCGCCGCUCGCACUUGCGGCAAAGAAAGGCAGCGUCAAUGCAGCUGCAACGCUCAUCAGGGCGGGUGCUUCUAUAAAUGCCGCCGCACGGCAUGACCAAGAGGAGAUGGUCAAGCUUUUGGUCGAACAAGAUGGAAUAAAUCGAACCCCCUUAAUGAUUGCUUCCACGUACGGAUAUACUGGAAUCAUCAGGCUGUUGCUACUUGCUCCCCAGCUUGAAAUCAACCAAGAAUCUCUCUCAUCGGAAAUAGACGCAGUCCAACUUCUGCUCAACCACAGCGGCACCACCGCCCUUAUUUACGCUGCACAGCGCGGGGAUCGAAAGAUUGCCGAGGCACUGCUUGAUAAAGGGGCAGACAUGGAGGUUUCCCAGAAAGAAUCGGGAGGAACGGCGCUACAUCAGAUGUUGCUCGGAAGAGGGGCAAACGUUCAUCAUCAGGACAAUUUCGGCCGCUCACCGUUGCACAGCGCUGCUUGUAACGGGCGUACUGAGCUCGUUCGUAUUCUCCUUGAAUUCGACAAGUCUCUGGAUGUCAAUUUGCAGGAUAACAACGGCAAGACGACCCUCCAUGACGUUGCUCUUUACCAUGGAGCUGAUCCCACAAUCAGAGACAAUUACGGCCGAACACCCAUGCGGAUCGCACGGGAGAUGAAUGAGGCCGCCAUUAUGGAGCUCCUGCGUGCCACUCAAGAAGGAAGUGAAAAUAAGCAGUCUGAAAGCUUUAGCCCAUUGCCUCUUCGGCGCACCAACACGGAGCUCUGUAUUGACAAGCCCCUCUCCCUCUGGGCGUUGGCUAAAGCAGAUCUCAUUGAAGAACUUCGAACACAUCUGUCAAAUGGCCCCUCCGAUGAAAUCAAUCUCACAGACCCUGACUUAGGCCAGACAGCCCUCCAUUAUGCCACGGCGAAUAACAAUGCCGAGAUGGUGGAGCUGCUGGUAACUCAUGGUGCAGAUUUGAAUAUUGGCAAUGCUUGGGAACGAAAACCGUUGCAUCUGGCUGCCCUUCAUGAUUCCACCGGCCCAGCCGAGAUUCUUCUCAAAGCCGGAGCACAAGUCGACGCAAAGGAUCAAUGGGGCCACACACCUUUAACUAUUGCCAGUACCAAACUCCUGCCAAUAGCUACACUCCUCAUCUCAAACGGAGCAGACCUAUCGGACGGCCGACUCAACUUGAAUAAGCUGCUAGGGCUCGCAGUUGAGAAUGGGAACCAGACUGCAGUUCGGCGGUUGGUGACAGCCGGGGCUGAGUUGUGGAGGAAAAGCUCACUGGGAUAUACACCAUUCAUGGUGGCCAAGAUGCACAAUCACACAGAGAUUGCGAAUCUGAUCCUUGAGCUAGGGCAAUUUUCAGGUUCUACUACAUCUGCUGUGUUACCUAUCACAGACAGUGACUACGAUGAGAACCAAUUUGGGGCUAGCUCUCUCGAUGGCCUCAAGAGUAUAAAAACUUCCCACAACGAAUCCACCCGUUCUUUGAGCCAGAACAGCCAGAAAGAGUCCGAGGGCAUCGAUGUAGGCCAAAAGCAGACAGUCGAGCCAAACUCGACGAAGACAUCGAAAGAACUCGGCACAUCUGGUGCUAUGCUGAGAAAAGGUCAUUCCGGAAUUCUGUUCUGGAGACAAAGAUAUUGUAUUUUGCUCCAUCGAGGUAGCGUGAGCCCACUCUCCAAAUAAAAAUAAAA
Messenger RNA from Aspergillus steynii IBT 23096, 3746 nucleotides. Its product is annotated as ankyrin repeat domain-containing protein. The coding region runs from base 82 to 3738 and encodes 1218 amino acids. Gene Ontology annotation, molecular function: protein binding. The record is from RefSeq and is a predicted model, not a curated record. The transcript is spliced from 15 exons. NCBI's taxonomy places the organism in Eukaryota, Fungi, Ascomycota, Eurotiomycetes, Eurotiales, Aspergillaceae.